AUGUAUGAACCAUUUAGAAUGUCAUUAAUUUCAAAUAGAAAAAGACCUAGGGGUUUUAGUGAAACAUUUGAUUCAGCAACAAAAAAUGCUCAAGUUAAUAAUGAUGAGAAUAAUAGUAAUGUUAGUACAAAUUCGAAUGAUACUUCAAGUAGAUUAUUAGACGGAUUUACAAAUCCAUUUUUAUCAGUAAAUGAAGCUGAAGAUUUAAAUAAUUCGUUUGCUUUUGAAGAAGACAAUGAUGAUGAUGAUGAUUUAAUUAUACUCGAAGAGAAGGAUUUUGUAAAGAAUAAACGAAUGAAUUCAGACUCAAUAUUGGUAUAUGAUAAUGAUGCCGUGGAAGCUUAUAAUAUGUUUAAUGUGAAUAAUAUAAUUGAAACACCUUCAAAUACAAAUAAGAAAAAACAAAGAACAAAUUCAUUACCGCAAUUACCACAAGUUAAAUGCUUUUAUAACAAAUUACCAAAUAAUUAUAUAUUGCAAACUCCUAAAAUGGGUAAUGUUAAAACAAAUGUGAUACCUCAUCAGUCACAUUUAGGACCUUGUGAUGACUCGCAAGGUCAUUAUAUCAUUAAAAUUAAUGAGAUUUUUGCAAAUAGAUUUACUAUUAUUAAAUUAUUGGGUCAAGGUACUUUUGGUAAAGUUGUUCAAUGCUUUGAUAAAGUGAAUAGAGAGCAUGUUGCAAUUAAAAUUAUUCGAAAUAUUCAAAAAUAUAGAGAUGCUGCAAAAAUUGAAUUGAGAAUAUUAUCUACAUUGAAGAAAUUUGAUAAUGCAAACGAAAAUCAUUGUAUUCAUUUAAGGGAAUGUUUUGAUUUCAGGGGUCAUAUUUGUAUUGUGACUGACCUUUUAAAAAUAUCAUUAUAUGAUUUUUUGGAAGGUAAUAAAUUUUUAUCAUUUCCAGGUAGUCAUAUACAAGCAAUUAGUAAACAAGUAUUAAGGUCGGUAUGUUUUUUACAUGAUUUAAAUUUAAUACAUACCGAUUUAAAACCAGAAAAUAUUUUACUUCAUGAUGAUUCAUUUACUAAAAAACAAUUACAUUCAUCCACAAUUAUAUCAUCAUAUUUAAAGUUGGGAAAUAAUAUUAAUAAGAAAGUUCCAAAAGUUUCAAAAGUGUUGAAUAAUCCAUUAAUACAAUUAAUUGAUUUUGGUAGUGCAAUAUUUAAUGAUGAAUAUCAUUCUUCAAUAGUAUCAACAAGACAUUAUCGUGCACCUGAAAUAGUUUUAGGUACUGGUUGGUCUUACCCUUGUGAUAUGUGGUCAGUUGGAUGUAUUUUAGUUGAAUUAAUAAUUGGUGAACCAUGUUUUAAAACUCAUCAUAACUUAGAACAUUUGGCAAUGAUUGAAAAAAUAGCGGGAUAUAAAAUUGAUAAAGAAAUGGUUAAAUUAUCAAAAGAAAAAGAAAAUGAAUGUGGUUUAGAAUUCUUUACUAAAGAAUUUAUAGAAUAUUCAGAUGACGAUUCAAGUUCAAGUUCAGAUUCAGAUGAUUUAAUAAUUGAUAAUGAAUCAAGUUUUCAAAACUCAUUAUCUUUGAAAUUUCCAACUUCUACUACUCCACAAAAAUUUAUAGCUUCAGUUGAUGAGUUGUUAAGAAUUGAUUUAUUUAUAAGUUUAAGGAUUGGUUUAAAUAUUAAUUUUGAUUAUUCAUUAUCAACAAAUUUUGAAAAAAAUAAACAUGUAAUCAAUUUUGGUAAUUUUACAUUUUGGUGGUUUUUCAUUGAUUUAUUGAAGAAAAUAUUUGUCAUCAAUCCUAAUGAUAGGAUAACAGCUUUGGAGGCUUUAAACCAUCCCUGGUUUAAUUUAGGUAUUGAAGAUGAAGGAACACUUUAA
Insectozyma verbasci is the source of this 1824-nucleotide messenger RNA. Lineage: Eukaryota; Fungi; Ascomycota; Pichiomycetes; Serinales; Debaryomycetaceae. The record is from the annotation of a GenBank genome assembly.